Molecule: messenger RNA, 2448 nt
Organism: Malania oleifera
Lineage: Eukaryota; Viridiplantae; Streptophyta; Magnoliopsida; Santalales; Ximeniaceae
Product: pentatricopeptide repeat-containing protein At4g02750-like
Exons: 2
Coding region: 249-2252 (667 amino acids)
Biological process (GO): RNA modification
Molecular function (GO): protein binding; RNA binding
Source: RefSeq, a predicted model, not a curated record
GUGGUCUAAUGCCUUCUCAGCUCCGAAAACUUAACUCAAUGGGUGUAGGUUUUAUGUUUCAAGUUGGAACUUCCAAAGAAGAAAAACAAAUAAAUAAAGAAUAAGGGACAGGGAGAUCAAUCUUGUAAACGUUAUAUUCUGCCUUUUGCGGUUUUGCCAUUCCUCUCUCGUUGCGUGUACUUCCAGGCUAGGCGGGAAAAAGAAAUAUUAAGGUUCGUAUUACCGUUGGAUUUAGUUGGCGCCAUGAAAUGAAUCACGCCCUCUUACGUUGUCUGCACAACUGCCGAUUUCUCAGAUCCUUAAAAUGUAUUCACGCAUGUCUUGUAAUCGAUGGCUCGACUACCUCAUCGGACCUCGUCCUCAACAAAAUUCUUCGUGUCUAUUCAAGAUUUGGAGCCAUAGAUUGUGCUCGCAAGGUCUUCGAAGAAAUUACUCAGCCAAAUGCCUUUCUCUGGACGGCUUUGAUUCAUGGGCAUGUCGAAAACCAACAGUACGCAGAAGCUUUUGCUCUGUUUUGCCGAAUGCGCACUGAGUCUGUCCCGCCCCUGAAUUUCACCAUUUCAUCAGUGCUCAAGGCUUUAGCUAGGCAAACUAGAGUAAAAGAUGGGGAGGCAGUUUAUGGGUUUUCCUUGAAGUAUGGAUUGGGUUUUGACGUAAUAGUGCAAAAUGCAGUGCUGGAAUUGCUCAUGAGAUGUCAGAAAGUAGAUGUUGCCAUAGGGGUAUUUGAUGAGAUGCAAGACAAGGAUAUUGUUUCGUGGAAUUCAAUGAUUUCUGGUUGCGGGAAUAAUGGUAGAGUUGAAAUGGCUCGCGAGCUGUUUAAUAAGAUGCCGGAUAGGAAUGUGGUUUCAUGGACGAGCUUGAUUUGUGGAUAUGUUAAGGCUGACGAUAUGGCAGAGGCGCGGAAUCUUUUUUAUGCCAUGCCUGUCAAAGAUUUGGCAUCGUGGAAAGUGAUGCUUUCUGGGUACAUGGAUACUGGUGAUCUCAUCAGUGCUUGCUGUGUUUUUGAAGCAAUGCCAAUUCAUGAUAUUGUAACUUGGAAUAUUAUGAUUUCGGGAUUCUGUAAAGCAGGUGAAUUAGGAUCGGCAAGAGACAUUUUUAACAAGAUGCUCAAAAGAAAUGUUGUUUCAUGGACCAUGAUGAUUGAUGGAUACAUUAAAGCUGGCGAUAUUAAUGAAGCAAAAUGUUUAUUUGAUCAAAUGCCUGAAAGAAAUCUGGUAUCCUGGUCUACAAUGAUUGGAGGUUUUGCUAAGAAUAGGCAGCCUCAUUGCGCAUUAGAAAUGUUUGGCCGCUUCAAGGAAGAGGGCAUUAAACCAGAUGAAACUUUUAUUUUGGAAAUUAUCUCAGCUUGCUCACAGUUAGGGAUUCUAGAUACAGCCGAAGCAAUUAUGAGAGACUGCAUGGGACCCCAUCUUUUUUCUAAUCAACGAAUAGUUACUAGUUUGGUAGACAUGUAUGCAAAAUGUGGAAGCAUUGAAAAGGCCUUGCAAGUAUUUGAAAAGGCCUAUCCAAAAGACUUGCUCUGCUACAGCACCAUGAUUGGAGCAUUUGCAAAUCAUGGAUUGGGUCCAGAAGCCCUUUCGUUGUUUAAUGAAUUGCUAAGGGCGAGCAUAAAACCUGAUGGAGUAACUUUUCUCAGUGUGUUAAGUGCUUGUAAUCAUGGGGGCCUUGCUGAUGAGGGCCGGAGGUACUUUAAACAAAUGACUGGCGUAUUUGGGAUUCAGCCCUCUGAAAAGCACUUCGCAUGUAUGGUUGAUCUUCUUGGUCGUUCUGGUAGCCUUGAUGAGGCACAUAAACUCAUAAUUAACAUGCCAUUAACACCCACUUCAGUUGUAUGGGGUGCUUUGCUUGCCGCUUGUAGGGUCCACUGUAAUGUCCCAAUUGCUGAAGUUGCCGCAGCUGAGUUAUUCAAGAUUGAACCAGAAAAUUCUGGUAAUUAUAUUCUUUUAUCCAAUAUUUAUGCUGCCGCUGGAAUGUGGAGUGAUGUUGGUAAAGUUAGAGCGAUGAUUAGGGAGCAUGGGGUCAGAAAGAAUAGAGGUUCAAGCUGGAUUGAGUUGGGCCGCAGCAUCCAUGAAUUUGUAACAGGAGAUGUUUCACAUUUAUAUUCAAGUAGCAUAUACCUGAUCUUGGAUUUGCUCUAUGAAGAUAUGAGGCUUUCAGGAUGUAUGGUGGACUCCAAACAGAAAGAACUAAUUACCCUCUCUACUUCAUGGUCUUCUUAUAUAUACCCCUACGAGAUUUUGGAAGGUGGAUAAUUUUUUAAAUGAGAAAUGUUGGAGACCUUUAUAUGAUCAUUGAACAUUGUCAAUCUAAGCACUAUCAAUGCUCAUACUUGGCAGGAGUCUGUCAACUAGUAAAAUUAUGCAAAAGGUGGUCAAAUGUGUCAAUCAAGUUUUGGCUGUCAAUUAAUGCAUUCGUGUGAUAAGUAAGAUUAUGAUUCAUUUGGGCAAA